This is a messenger RNA of Coregonus sp. 'balchen', 17965 nucleotides long. The record is from the annotation of a GenBank genome assembly. NCBI's taxonomy places the organism in Eukaryota, Metazoa, Chordata, Actinopteri, Salmoniformes, Salmonidae.
AUGGAGUGGUUCGGGACUGGAAACUCCCCCAUGUUUCCCGAAGAAGAAGAGGGCUGCAGUGCCUCUGCCUCUCCUGUGCCAAGUAGCUUUCACAGCUCCUCACUGAAGGUAUUGUGGGGCUAAAUGCCAAUGUACAUUUACCAAUUGCUUAUUUUCUUGACUGGUAAGCUAGCUAGCUUGGUAGCUACGUCAGUCAUCGAGGAAUAAAAGCAAGCCAACCGGCCAUCUCCCAUGUUAUUUAGCCUGCUACUAGUUAUUCGACAAACCCUUACGCGAUGUUAGAUCUCUAAUAAUAGCUACAGUCAGUAUGUCAUUGGUUAGCUAGCUAACAAGUCAAGCUCAUUACAUAAUGUCAACAAUGGAAACGAGUCUGAGCUAUUGAGUCCGAUUCCUUCAUCUGUAACUUUACUUAGCUAACGACGUUUAAUAACUGAACAUACACUAACGUUACAGUAGCUAGCCGAUUAAACUCAACACGAUUUAGCUAGCUAGCUUGUCAGGUCAUUUUUCAUGGUCCUCAGCAGAACAACCGGCUGUAGACACUGUAAUUGCCAGGUUUGACAUCAGCGAGUUUUCGCCAGUCCUCCUUACCCCACCAAGUGAGUGUCACUGGCUAAUUUACAAUGGGUUUACCGGUAUUACACAGUAAAUUGGGGAAUAGGGCACUAACUAGCUACACCAAAUGUGUUUCUCAGUAGUACUUGCUGUAAUGCUGCUUUAGCCUGUCAAGCAGUAACGGCUUGCUCCGUACUUAGCUUUCCCAACUACUGUGGAUAAGAUAAGCCCCCAUAACUAGUAUAUGCUGUCAUCUCUCUAUUCCCUGAUAGUUAUAUCUGUUAAUGCGGUAUUGAGUUGACAGCUGAAGCUAGUGGGUGGUGUUCAUGUUGUUAUUAUUAGCUUGCAACCUGAGUUUUUACAUGACCAUGUAUAACUAUUGCACACAGUUAGCCAAAACAGAGUUACUGCAAUGCAUCGUCAUCAGGAGGAGCGGGAGGAUAAUGAGAGGCUUUAGGAAUACUGGCCCUGAUUAUUGUAGAUGUAAUAUUCUGCAGCAGAAUGUAACGUAAGACAUUUUUUUCAGAUAUCAGUCGUAAUAAGUUACUGUCUUCUCCUCCUCUGUGACCAUGGAGGUGUAGAGAGCAUGGGGUUCCUGUGCCAGAGACGGCAGCAGAAUGUAAUAUAAAUAUACUUAGAUAUCAGUAGUUUAUAACCUCUUCUCCCCUCUGUUCUGUGACCCCAUGGUGCUGCUGCAGCGUCCCUGUGCCAGAGCCAGCAGCAAUGUGUGAGGGCCUCCUUACAAAGAUAUUAGGAUAUCAGUUGUUCUUAAUAAGUUAAUUAUCUUCUUCUUCCAGGAGGUUGCCGGUGCAGAGUCCAUGGCGUCCCUGUGCCAGAGCCAGCAGCAGUGUGUGAAGGCCUCCAUCGUCUCCAGAUGGCAGCUGAUGGAGGCUCAGGACCAGCUGUGUGGGCUGGAGCUGCACGGCUCCGAGAGCGCAGAGCAGGAGCGCGCCCGCGCUGUCGCCAGCCAAUCAGAGCUCUCGCAGACUGAACAGGAGUGGCGCCGGAAGGAGAGCAUGCUGGGAGGCAGCAGGAGCCCCGUGCUCAGCUCUGACAGCAGCCGGGACAUGUUUGACAAGGUAACUAAGGUCGUGUCUACACUUGACACUUACCUGCGACUUCUGCUAUCAGAAUGCGAAGAUCGCAUUGAAAAGACGGAUCUAGAUGUACAAAAGUCGCUUUGUGGUCUGAUAGUGUUCAGAUCUGGCUGACCACUUCAAGAGGUGGUCAGGGAUGCAUUGUGUGUGGAUUUCUCCUCAGUCUGGACACAAUCAGGCUACCGAAAGCACAUACAGUGGACGACGUCAUCAACACUCCUCCCACAAGUCUCCAGAAAAUGUGUGUUUUGGGACUGAGCGGCACCUUUUCAUUAUAACGUAGAAGGAAAUGCGUUCCUAGCGUGUGAGAAACGUGUUUGCUGGCCUCAUAAAUGCUAGCUAAUAUUUAGAAAAACUAUUUUUUUGUUUGGCUAGAGUUAUGCUAACCUGUUUUCAAUCCCUUUAGCGUUGGUUGCUAGCUAGCUCCAGAGGUUAGCUGGCUAGUUAGCUACAGUAGUUAGCUACUGCCUAUUUCACCGUUUGUAGAAUGCAUACUGGCAUUUGAAUAUAGGCCGGCAAAAGGGAAUCCGGACACACUGUGGACACAUUUAAAUGUAGGUGUAGAUGCAUGACACGUUCGGAAUUCCAUUAUCAGAACUCUAUGAUCAGAAUACUAAAGCUGCAUGAACUGUCAAGUCUAGACACGGCCUUAGAAAAUGUAACGUUAUGACUAUAACUACUGUUCCCUGAAGGAGGGAAACAAGGUACAACAUACUAUGGGGAGUUGCACACUUGCGACUUCUGUUGCAGGAUCUACAAUUCACGCCUGACAAGGCCAAUGAAAUCCACACCUCGCUGGAAGCCCCGCCUACCAUAGGUGAUAAGCGUGAGGCUCUGAUUAAUUAUUUCAAUGUAAUACCUCUCUUCACAGAGCCCAGGAAGGGGCGGCACAGGGCCAAAUAGGUGUUGGGAAUCGUUUCCCUCCUUCAGGGAACAGUAGUUAUAGUCAUAACGUUACGCUUCCUUUCAGUCAGUCAACAGUGAGCUCCAAAAGUAUUGGGACAGUGACAAUUCGGCUGUUUUGGCUCUGUACUCCAGCGCUUUGGAUUUGAAAUGUUACAAUGACUGAGGUUAAAGUGCAGCUUUAAUUUGAGGGUAUUUUCAUCCAUAUCAGGUGAACCGUUUAGAAAUUACAGCACUUUUUGUACAUAGUCCCCCCAUUUUAGGGGACUAAAAGUAUUUGGGCAAAUUCACUUAUGUGUAUUAAAUAGGGCUGCGUGAUAUGGCUAAAAUAUCAUAUCACGGUAUUUUUCACUUUUGACGGUAUUUGAUGUUUUUGAAUAUUAAAAGUUAUACAUUAGCUUUAUGAGUAGUGCGUGACCCUAGGGUGGCAACACAUACAUUCGAAGUGAUUUCAGUGGGUCUUUCUCCAUUCUGAUUGGUUGUAGUUGAAUUGAAGAGUAUAAAACUAAAAUAAUUACCUGCAUUUCCAUCAAUUUCUGCAUUUCCUGGACUCAUUUGAGAAUUUCCACACUGCCACGAAGGUCUGCAAGAUAUGGGCAAAAAAACUUGGCCUUAUUUUUAACCAAAUGUAGCAAUUGUGAUUUGACUUGCGAUUUAGAUCAAAACACUUGGAUGUUGGAAUCAUGGAAAUAUAAUUUUAUUCUAAUUCUAUAGUUAGAAGAUGAAAUAAUAUUGGGCACUUUGAAUACAGUGUUUGACAUGACAACGAACGAAAUUGCCAGGGAGGAGUUGUGACAGGGUAGGGUCCAAAGUGUUGGUCAGUGUUUCCUAGGGAACCCUAUAAUCUUUGGCUACCUUAAAUGUUUCUUAAUGUAGCCAACAUAUUCAUGCUUCGCCUAUUCCUCUUUGAUUUAGAAGAUACUGUAACACAAACAACAUGCUGAUUUUAGGCCUACGCCAUCACUGGUAUCAGGCUGUAUUAGCUAGCUUCAUUUGCGCUAACACAGUACAUUUUUAUUAGCUGCUAACACGAUUUAGCUAAAACUUGCUAAGAAAAUACAAACUAGCUGUUUGCAGAUAUAAUAAACACAAAUAAAUAGUGUAAUUAUAUAAUGCUUGUGGGUUUAUAUUAAGAAGAAAAGUGGAAAACAUCAUUGUCAUCAACAUUGUUACAUGUGCUGCAUUGACCAUGCAGACUGAACGCAAGUGUCUCGUGGUCAGGGUUGCCAGGUAAACGUUUCUAGCUCAAUGACUACUCAAAACCAGCACACAAGGCCUGAAAACUAGCCCAAUGAGUUUUUUUUCGCAGCAAGAGAGGAUUUGCCACAUUUAGCCAAUAAACCCUUUUUCAAUAACAUUAUCGAGUGAAUUAAGGAAUAUUGACUGAACUUCUAACGACCUAAGAAGCAAAAUUUUAGUUUUUCCAUCAAAAUAAUAAUUACUGUGGACUAAAAGGAAUUUGAUGUCGGAAGAGAAGAUGAUUCGCCCUUAUUAAACUUCAAAAAACUAUGUUAGGCUAUUUUCUGGCAAUUGUGCCAGAUGUUAAGACUACAAACCGUUAUAAAUGGCCUAUUUACGAGAUUGACUUGUCAUUUCAACAGGUAUAGGCUAGGCCUACUGGCUAAAAUCUGGGUUUGAUUGUAAUUCAACUUUGCCAUGGUUUGUUUAGCUAGAUGCAGGUAGCUUAUAGCCCCUGAUAGGACUACGUCUCAUUUCAGUAGCCUAGGCAAGAUGUAAGAUGAACGAUUUAGCAGCUUGCUUAGUUCAAAUUGACAGACACAUUUAUUCAACAUGAAUAGCAAGGUGAUUUCGAGGUAAGAAGUGCUUCUGUUGCCCAAAAGCCUGCUGGAAUAGGCUACUGAGGAUGGAGUCGUAAUUUCAAUCACUGAAUCAAAUAUUAAUAAUAUGAACUGAAUAGGCCCAUGCUUGUCAACAACAGCCAGAGUUAGCUGGUUUUACCUGAAGCCUAAUCUGACUGACUGACUGGUACCUUCAAUCUAAUGCAUUCUAUUAAACAGCAGAUCGGUAGUUGCGAUAGAACUGUGACCAUGAUCACAAUUGAUAACUUCCAAUUUCAAAUCAAAUCACAUUUUAUUGGUCACAUGCACCGAAUACAACAGGUGCAGACAUUACAGUGAAAUGCUUACUUACAGCCCUUAACCAACAGUGCAUUUAUUUUUAACAAAAAAAAUAAAACAACAAAAAAAGUGUUGAGAAAAAAAGAGCAGAAGUAAAAUAAAGUGACAGUAGGGAGGCUAUAUAUACAAUAGAAUAAAGUGACAGUAGGGAGGCUAUAUAUACAGGGGGGUACCGUUGCAGAGUCAAUGUGCGGGGGCACCGGCUAGUUGAGGUAGUUGAGGUAAUAUGUACAUGUGGGUAGAGUUAAAGUGACUAUGCAUAAAUAAUUAACAGAGUAGCAGCAGCGUAAAAAGGAUGGGGUGGGGGGGCAGUGCAAAUAGUCCGGGUAGCCAUGAUUAGCUGUUCAGGAGUCUUAUGGCUUGGGGGUAGAAGCUGUUGAGAAGUCUUUUGGACCUAGACUUGGCGCUCCGGUACCGCUUGCCGUGCGGUAGCAGAGAGAACAGUCUGACUAGGGUGGCUGGAGUCUUUGACAAUUUUGAGGGCCUUCCUCUGACACCGCCUGGUAUAGAGGUCCUGGAUGGCAGGAAGCUUGGCCCCAGUGAUGUACUGGGCCGUACGCACUACCCUGGCCACCUGGCCAUUAAUAAUUGCAUAAUAACACAAGGCUACAACAACAAUACAUGGAAGUUAUAAUAUAGCCUAUUUAAUAAAUCUAGUGGUUAAAGUAUUUUUACUUAAGUACUUUACAAGUACUAAAGUAGUUUUUGGGGGGGAUAUCUGUACUUUACUAUUUAUAUUUUUGACAACUUUUACUUCACUACAUUCCCCCCCAAAAGUCUGUUUACUCCAUACAUUUUCCCUGACACCCAAAAGUAUUCGUUACAUUUUGAAUGCUUAGCAGGACAGGAAAAUGGUCCAAUUCAUGCACUUAUCAAUAGAACAUCCCUGGUCAUCCCUACUGCCUCUGAUCUGGUGGACUCACUAAACACAUGCUUCAUUUGUAAAUGAUGUCUGCGUGUUGGAGUUAGCCCCUGGCUAUCCGUAAAUAAAUACAAACUAUAAAAUGGGUCUGUCUGGGUUGAAAUGAUAUAUACUUUUGAUACUUAACUAUGUUUUAGCAAUUACAUUUACUUUUGAUACUUUUAGUAUAUUUCAAACCAAAUACCUUUAGACUUUUACUCAAGUAAUAUUUUUCUUGGUGACUUUUAAUUGAGUAAUUUUCUAUUAAGGUAUCGUAACUUUUACUCAAGUAUGACUAAUGGGUAGCCUACUGUUCCCACCACUGAUUAAAUCUGUUUGCCAGCUCCAGGUUGGCUACACAAGUGGCAAAAAUUUGAUUUCCAGUGAUAUGGUCAUUUCAACAUAUUUAUUGUAUUAAAUGGUAGGCUACAGUAGGCAUAGAAGUUGAUAGGCUAAUCGAUGGCCAACAGAUGCAAAUGUAUCAUUCUCCACAUUUUUUAAUUUCAAAUUUCCACUCUGCAACAGGCUGCAUCACUGCCUGAUAGUCAGCAGCAUCAGGUCACAGUGAAAAUAUAUAUAUAUAUAUAUAUAUAUAUAUAUUUUUUAGGAAAUUGCAUUUUCACCCGCUACAAUGUUUUUCAAAGUAGGCCAACUGGUCAAGCAACAACAAAUGCGCUACUUGAGUGGCAGGGCGGGAGAGGGAGAGAGAACGUUGCACACAACAUAUCACAUUUGAACAAACCAAACAUUAAAAUACAAUUAUAGAAGGUAAAGUAAAAACCCAAACCGGUAUACUGCCCAGCCCUAGUAUUAAAGUAGUCAAAAGUUGGUCCCCUAUUCCUAGCAAGCAAUGAUUACAUCAAGCUUGUGACGAUUUGUUGUGGUUGAAAUUAUUUUGUGCCCAAUGGAAAGGAAUGGUAAAUAAUGUAUUGUGUCACUUCUAAACACUUCUACAUUAAUGUGGAUGCUACCGUGAUUACGGAUAAUCCUGAAUGAAUAAUGAGUGAGAGACUCACAAAUAUCAUACACUCAAGACAUGCUAACCUCUCACCAUUACAAUAACAGGGGAGGUUAGCAUUUUAGGGGGGUAUGAUAUUUUUAGAUUUGAGAUUUUUAGUCAUUUAGCAGACGCUCUUAUCCAGAGCGACUUACAGUUAGUGAGUGCAUACAUUUUCAUACUGGCCCCCCGUGGGAAUCGAACCCACAACCCUGGCGUUGCAAGCGCCAUGCUCUACCAACUGUGCUACAGAGGGCCUCUAACUUCCUCACUCAUCAAUUAUUCAGGAAUAUCAGUAGUCAUGGUAUCAUUUGAAAUCCAAAGUGCUGGAGUACAGAGCCAAAACACAAAUUGUCACUGUCCCAAUACUUUUGGAGCUCACUAUAAUCACGCCCCAAGCCAACCCCAAUGGAUACUAAAUGAAAACGGCCCAUGGCAGACCACCCAGACCUGACCACACCAGAUAUGGAAGUCUGGGUGUUGCGCAUACGGCGCGCCGCCUAGUCACUUUCCCUUGUGCCAGCAGUAAGCCGACUUUGGGCUGCACUGGGAGCAGUGACAUCCAAGCGAUAAAACCUCACAAAGCUGGGUGGUGAUGCUCAACUCGCCUUAGCACAAAUAUCUCCUAUAGUCAACCAUUUAAACAAUGCCAAAGACUCUACCAGACCCCUGGUGGAGUGGGCGAGUACACCUCUAAGUAACCCUUGCCCCCUGCUGCAAUAUGUCAGGGAGAUGGCCUCCACAAUCCAGUGGGAGAGACGCUGCUUAGGGAGCGACCUACCUCGAGCUGGAUUAGCAAGACGGAUGAAAAGCUUGCCACAUGACCGGAUAUCCUGGGUCCUUUCAAUGUACAUAUGUAAAGCUCGCACCGGACACGGCAUGUAACCUCUGUUGCUCUUCAGAAGCAAAAGGAGGAGGUGAAAAGGGAGAUGGCUGAAAAGGUAAGGACCUGUAGGACUUAGCCAUGACUUUCGUGGAGAAGGCCGCAUUUGGAUGCAACGUCACUGUGUGAGUCUGUCGUGAUCACCUUGCGGAAUACAACUCAGCCCUCUGACAAUAGCAGAGGGUCCCACCACUGGGCCAUGGCCAGUAGGCCUGACAGGGACACCCGACGCGACCGGCUUAGGCUGCGAGAUGCAUCCAGGUCAAUUGCUAGCAAUCAACAAUAGCUCCAGGGGAAUGACUCAUCACAGAAGCCAACAUCCCUCAGUAGGCGUAGGCCCAGCCGGAAUUUGGCUGAGCAGAGCUGUAACCCGGACACCACCCGAUACGGAAGUGAGUCUUGCUAGACACCCAGAAAUGGAAUGCGCUGCGAUGGAGUCAGAAAGCUAUUUUUCUGGUUUCUUAUGAAGCCUAGAGACCGAAUACGGGACAGCAUUAUGAAUGUGUGUACUGCUUGCCCCCUCGACUCAGCUGCCACCAGCCAAUUGGCUGUAAUAGCCGGCGGCUCCUGAGCAUUCUUAGUUUGUAGACUGAGGUGCUUGUUGAGGGCACGUAGGUCUAGAAUGGGAUGCGAAGUCCCGUCCCUUUUCGGAACCAGGAAAUGCCGGCUGUACCAGCCGUCCUGGAUCUUCGACAUAGGAACCGCUUGGAUUGCCUGCUUCUCGAGACUGGAGGAUAUUUCCUCCCUCAAAACAGGCGCUGAGGCCUUGGGGAAAAACCGAGGUGAUAACGCUGCAGAAGCGUGGGGGACUCACAACAAAUUGUACCGUGUGCGCUGACGUCACUGUUCGCAUGAUCCAGGGCGACAUUGCGCAUGCAUGCCAUCGGUCGGAGUAGACAGCGAGCCUCCCGUGAAGGAUGCCACCUUGUAGACUGGGAGAGAGAUUUGGUUAUUUCCACCCUUGUGUGUCUGAACGUGGAGAAGGGGCACUUCAUCGAACUCUCAUACGGGAGACAACACUUAACACCUGUGAACACUGUGGAACUCGGUUGAAAAAAAACAUUCUGUCAAGGUUUGGCUAAAGCCUGGCCCACUCUGGGUACACUGGUUCUGCCAAUCAGUGAUGUAUCCCGAUUGGCCGUGCCACUUGGGGGUAUUGUUGUCAGAACGAGCCUCAUUUGGUUUAGGCGGUAAGAUGCAUUCCGGUGACCUGGAUUGCAUACAUUAAAAAGCUCUGGAUCGCAUACAUUAAAAAAAGUUAUCAUGGAGGUUACCCUACCUACCAGUCAUGGGUACUGGCGACAAAGUGCCUUAUUGGGGGCCUCCCGAGUGGCGCAGCGGUCUAAGGCACUGCAUCGCAGUACUAGAGGUGUCACUACAGAUCCGGGUUCGAUUCCGGGCUGUGUCGCAGCCGUCCGCGACCGGGAGACCCAUGAGGCGACGCACAAUUGGCCCAGCGUCGUCCGGGGUUAGGAGAGGGUUUGGCCGGCUGGGAUGUUCUUGUCCCAUCGCGCUCUAGCGAGUCCUUGUGGCGGCCGGGCGCAUGCACGCUGACUUCGGUCACCAGCUGUACGGUGUUUCCUCCGACACAUUAGGGCAGCUGGCUUCCGGGUUAAGUGGGCAGUGUGUCUAAAAGCAGUGCGGCUUGGCGGUCGUGUUUCGGCUCUCGACCUUCGCCUCUCCCGAGUCCGUACGGGAGUUGCAGCGAUGGGACAAGACUGUAACUACCAAUUGAAUAUCAUGAAGUUUAGGAGAAAAGGGGGUAGAAAGUACAACAACAAAAAAGGACAAAACGCCUUGUCACCUAGGGGACAGGCAGCUCUGAAAAACGGACCCCUUCUGUGGUACAGACAAGGGCGAUUCAUAAUCUCAUCUAAUUCCCAGGAAUUAAAAGCGUUGAGCUGGAGAAAUACUGCUCAUUUCGGGGUUCAUGUUAACCACAGAGACUGUGUGUGGGAUAAUGGCAUGGUCGUGUCCAACCCUGCUUGUUCCCUAGACUCCGCUACCAAUCGCCUAUGGAGCCCAUAAACUGUAUCACUAGACACCUCAUAGGGACUAGUGAGCUACAGAUUAUGCAAUAAAUCCCGGUAAUGAGGCAACCAUGGGGGAGGGGUGUCCCCUUGUGGACAGGGAGCGAAUUGCCCAAAUGAUUACUCCCAGACUGAGGAGAUUGAUGUACCCCGUGAACACCAUGGAACGCGGGGCAUCAAACAUGGACAAGCUUUCAGCACACACGGACCCCUUUAAUGGGCACAGAGGGCUCCGGCAAUGGUUGACGUAGUUCCCAGUUUGCUGUAACAGUGCCCCAAAGUUCUGUUAUCGCGGUAAUGUUUUUGUGGAGCGGCGUACUGGUCGCUCAGACCCGUGCUAAGGCCCCUCGCUUCGCGGUUAUCUGAGCCAGCUGCCCAGGGGCUACUUCCUCAACGGAGGAAGCCCCGCUUUCUCUACUCCCUCCAACUCCAUGAAUUGCUGGGGGAACGCUAGUAAGCUUCAUUCACCGGAAGUUAUGCAAGCUAGCCGAACUUAGCCAGGAGGCUAUUUAGUCUAAGCUAGGCUAGUUAUCCUCUGACCGCAGCACAGCCCAUUUAGAAUAAACAAGUGACUAAAUGCUACGUAUACUAAACAAGGGAGCUACCGUGGGGAGGCAGGAAUAGCUAGUAGUAGUUAGCUCGCCUCGCUUGUUAGCUAGCAUGGUCUCAAGUCUACGGAGGACUGGAUCACCGAGGCGACACGAAUCGAUAAGCUGGCGACGAGUGCACCGGUGUUGUAUCGAUUUUCAUGGCAACUUGAAGUGUCGCCGGUGGUAGCUAACGUGGCCAUUUUCUUUUUCUUCUCUCACAUGAUUUUAUUUUGGACCCUUCUGGGAAGAGGCAAUUGGUGCUUAACCAAGGCACACAGGUGGUGGGGACAUAACCACAGAACCUGGUCGCCCUCUCUUUUCGAGUGGCCUCCCGUAACCAGCGACAGAGCACACAGGAGCCCGGAAACAUUUGACCCGACCAACAACCUAAUCCAUGAACCCGAAGCAGGCUUGUUAGUCUUCGUCUUUUCGGUCGUGUUAGCCAUCUUACUAAUUGCUUUAGCCAGGCCAAGCAAUUCUAAUAAUAACUAAUUAUUUGUGAUUAGGAAACUUAUGAGAACCAUACAAACUUCAGCACACAAUGGCCAGGGGGUGAGCACGCUCUACCACAAAGGGACAGUUUAGUUGGCGCAACGUAAGCCGGUCUCAUGUUCUAAUUGUUUUGUUUUAGUAGCGUGAAUCGUUCCUGUUCACACCAAGGUGAAGAGCGGAAUAAUUUAAGGAAUUAAUCCCCCAGCGAGGCGUGGAUUUCAUUGGCCUUGUCAGGUGUGAUUGUAGAUCCAUCAACCGAAGUUGCAAGAAUGCAACUCCCCAUAAUGUUUUACCGAAGUUGACUGACUGAUAGGGGACCUACACACACACACAUUGGAAGAAUCUCAAUUGCAUUUCCUUGAUUCCUCAAGUUUUCUCGCCUCCUUCUCAAACUCCUUUGAAUGAGAAGGUCCAUGAUCCCUCCGCUCUGACCUUCUGAUCAAAUGGGUUUUAAGGAGGAGAGGAUGUGAAGAAUCAAGGAAAUGCAAUUCAUAUUUUCCCAUUGAAACAAGGUAAACCAAGUUAAUGUCCCUGAUAAGCCAACUACCUAAUCAGUACACUUCUGAGCUUUCUCCAGACGGUAAGGGGGCCAAUCUCAAAUGUAUCUCCUUGAUUCCUUGUGUGCGCUCUUCUCACCUCUUUAUCAAAACACAUUGAAUGAGAAGGUCAGAGGAGGAGGAAGCAAGGAAUUAAUCAAGUAUGGGUAGCUGCAGACCAGUAUGCCGACCAGAGUAUGGGCGAGUGGGUGUGUUGAAAGGAGUGGGUGUAUGGAAAGGGAAUCAGCUAAUUGGGCAGAUUUAUUGCCACUCAAGACCGUUUUGCGUGGCUGAUUGGGCUGCACGAUGAGUCGAUAAGCCGGCGACCAGUGCACCAGUGUUGUAUCGACGUGCUUCCUACUGGGUAUCACGGUCAUGUCGCCGGCAGUAGCUAACGUGGCCAUUUUAGUUUUUUUCUCUCGCAUGAUAUUUCAAGUAGGAUAGCAGCCUACACAAGAAUAACUAAUAUUGAUUGCCACCUUGAUACAUAGUCUACUACUCAAUGGGGAGGGCAUGAAUGGCAACACCGGGACACAGUGCCCUUCACUCCCGCUUGACAUGCACUGUCUGGCAACAGGGUGGGAAGUAACUACGUAGUAGCAAAUAUUAGGGUGACAGUCCACAGUAAGCACAUGCAUACAACGCGUGACGCAACAGUAUACCCAUCAUCAAUACUUAUAGUAAAAAAUAAACAAUUGUCAGUUGAAUAACUGAAAAUGUACAAUUACAUGUAAAACUAACAGUGAAAUACAACGGACUCAUCCUCUGGCUUAAAAACAGAAGUCCAAACUCUCGCAGAGUCCUUUCGACACGCCCACUCCGUACCGUUGACACGCCCACUCCGUACCGUUGACACGCCCACUCAUUACCUUUGACACGCCCACUCCUUACAUUCGACACGCCCACUCCUUACCUUUGACACGCCCACUCCUUACCUUUUAGACACGCCCACUCGCCCAUACUACGGUCACAAUAUUGGGAUGCCGCUACCCCCUUCUCAGUGUUUCUCUCUUUCUCCUAUAGAGUAUUAUUAAUAGUAAAAACGUUGAAUUGGAGGAUCACGACAAGAGCAAAACCUUUGUUCAGAAGUAUGAAAAAGAAUUGAGACAUUUCGGUGAGUGACAGGUUUAAUCUACCGCUUGUCAUGGUUUAAUAUUGAAUGAUGCAGCAGAUCCAUGCAUUGUGAUAGCUGAUGAUGUCCCUCUAUAGUAGGUGCUGAGGGUGGAUGUGGUAUUGGUCCAAUGUGUCUCCAUUGUGAUUGGUCAGGCAUGUUGCGGAGGUGGGAUGACAGCCAGCGCUUCCUGUCUGACCUGCACCACCUCAUCUGUGAGGAGACGGCCAACUAUCUGAUCCUCUGGUGCUUCAGACUUCAGGCUGAAGAGGUCAGAACAAUCACACACUCACACUGUCCUGUGAAUGUAUUUGCUGUUAGUAUUUGAUACUAUAUAUUUUAUCUAAAAGCCAAUAUCAGCCGGCCAUAUGUUUCCUGUUCAGGGUUAAUGUAUAAACUAUUACUACUGACAGACGGAUCUAACUCUUGUGAAAAGGCCAGACUGAUCCUACCCCUUCACAAUCUUUCUAACUAAUUCAAUUUCUGAGUGAGCAAUUGUAUAGUUAUGACUAUGGGUGACCUAUGUUAGAGGUUCUAUCCUGUUCCCUUUCUCCUGACUAUAUGUUUUACAGUUCAUGUUUACAAACAUUUACUUAUAGUAUAGCCUACACAGACUUGAUUUGUGUUUAUACAGAUGAAUUCACAUUUUUCCCCACUUUGAUAUAUUCAACCACAGAAAGAGGCGUUGAUGGAGCAGGUAGCUCACCAGGCUGUUGCUAUGCAGUUUAUCCUGGAGAUGGCCAGCACCUCCCAGCAGGAUCCCAGAGGCUGCUUCCGUCAGUUCUUCAACAAAGCCAAAGUAGGCAUCGAGCUAUCCUGGUCUGUCUGCUGAGUCACGGUUAAGUCAUUAUACCACACCAGGCACCCUACGAAUGGGCUGAAAUCAAUCCCUAUUCCUUAUAUAAUAGUGCACUACUUUUGACCAAGGGCUUACGUAGGGCUUUUGUCAAAAGUAGUGCACUAUAAAGUGAACAGGAUCCUAUUUGAGGCAUCUUAAGACUAGCAAAGGAUCUGUAAUUUUAAUUUAAGUUCACCCACCAUAUAACCAGUUGUUAUUGAUAAGCUAGGUUGAGGAGUGAUCAAAUGUUUUAAUGUGUGAUUUAAUGAUAAAACUUGUCCAAAUAUUUUGACUGAUUUUGUUAUUAUUGAAUGUUGUUAUGUAACUAACGUGUCAUUCACUAAAAAUAGUUUGCUGGAGGAAGGAAGGUGUACAGACAGUGAUGUAAUGUGUCAGAUGACCACUAGAGAGAGACAGGAGUCACGACAGACUCCUACAACACGGCAAUGAUAUACAGAUACAUGCUUUCAUGCCAAAACAUUGUUGCUUUCAUGUCAAAACAUUGUAAGCAUUUCUGUAUGGUUGCCAGUCUUUUACAUAUUGAUAUGAAAAAAAUGUAUGCACUCACUAACUACGUCGCUCUGGAUAAGAGCGUCUGCUAAAUGACUAAAAUGUAAAUUAUAUGAUUUUAAGAGGCUGCAUGGUUUAAUUCCAAAAUAUUUGUUGCUUUUCUCAGCCGUAAGCAUUUAUCUAUAGCUGAAUAACACACUCUUAAUAUAAGCCAUUUUAGAAAACACUUUUUACAUCAUAGUUAUGAUUCCAAGUUCCUCUUGUCAACUGAGGAUGAUUAAGGAAGUAAGUCUCUAAUACCGUUGUCAUUUUUUCCCCAUGUAAGGCAGGACAAGAGGGGUACUUAAACGUCUUCUAUACUGAGCUAGAGGCCUUUAAGCAGAGAGUAAAAGAGUACACCGUCAAGUUCAAAGGAGCGACACUCUCCGACACACAACACCAGAGCAGUACAGCACGCUGUCGUCUGGAUCCCAAAGAGGUUCUAGAAUCUUUACCCCCAGUGAGUAUUCUAAAUUACAUCUUCGAAUUUUUGACAUGCACCUUUAUGGUAACAAUUUAAUAUAGGGUAUUCUGAUAUAGUACAGUAUAGGUUCUGAUAUAUUCAGUAUAUGACUCUUUCUACCAUUCUGGAACAGGAACUGAAGGCAGGGUUCCAGCUGCAAGAUAUGCAGAUUCUCCAGAAUGUUCUCAGCACCAUGAAUCCACAGGUAAUGGCUACAGUUCUCUCCUCAGUUUUCUUAGUAGACUGACUACAGAGUCAGACACGUACUGUACAUGAGAAUCAGAUCUGUUUAUUCAGCCACACUAUUAUUUGUUGAUAACUAUUAGUUAAUUACUCCUAUGCCAAUUGAUACCACAUGUACAAGGUAUAAUCUUGAAACUUAGAAAAAUGUCAGCUAUACUGUGAGAGGGGCCUUAUUUCUUACAUGUAUUUCUUAUAUAAACAUUGAGUUAAAAUAUGGAAAUAUAUCCCAAGAGCCCAAGUUAAUGUUCAAGCCGUGCGCUCUAAUUUACGAAAGUAAAUUAACAUUCAGUGCGUUCCUCUAGAACAGAAUUCCUUCCUGGAGAGAGGGAGAGGAAAAGAGAGGAAGAGAGUGAAAGAAUAUCACCCCCAACUGGCCCUCCGAAGCCUGACUCCAUGUCAAAUCCUAAAAGAGAGUGAAAAGAGGAAAUGAAACAAAUGUCAUGUCCUCUCCUCCUCCACAAAUAACACUUAGUUAGCAGUUGGGGCCUGGUUGGAACUCUAGAUGUGGGCCAAUGAACGCAGAAGAGAAACUCCUGUUACAUAAGCAUUAUAAUCUGCUUGGGCAGCUCAGUGGGUUAAUCCCAUUAUGUCCCACAUGGCACCCUAUUCCCUAUAUAGUGCACUACUUUUGAUCAGGACCCAUUCAAAAGUAGUGCACUAUAAAGGGAAUAGGGUGCCAUUUGGUACAUAUCCCAUGUACAUUCACUCAGAGCAGCUCAGACAGGUCUAGUCUCCAACCCUCUCCCCCACAGUAUCACUAAGCACUGGGCCUAUUUCACAAAGUGUUCCAGAGUAAGAGUGCUGCUGGUGUAGGAUCAAUUUGCCUCUUAGAUCAUAAUAAAUAUGAUUCUAUGGACAGGGGGUAGGGAGCUGAUCCUGGAUGAAAACAUUUCAGAAAAGGUCUUAGGAAUCCUGUUAAAACCUGUUUUUUAAGACUAAAAAAGUUUUUGGAUGAUGUUAAGACACUUCCCAGACAAACUCUGAGGCAGGAGUAAAAUCAACUCAUAAAGGUUUAUAAUCACAACAGUUUGAGGUACCGCAAAGGAAAGAUGGUGAUGACGCUCAUUGACAUUGUUGCAAAUGAUGGAGAAUAACCAAUUGCGACGAGCCCUCGCCAGCUGUGAACUCGCUUCAGACAACCACGGUGAAUGUGACGGUACAUCAAAUGUUGCAAUGAUAAAUGUUUGAUAUAACUUUCGCCUGACACGAUCACUUUGCCUACUGUUAAUUAUUGCCUAAUAUGGUGGCAUGCAUAACCUUUCUUUAACCAAUUCUGAUGGUUGUUAAAAGUAGAAUUUUGACAAUAUUACUGUUCUAUCAACACACUCAUCACUCCUGUUUUUUGGUCCUCUGUAGCUCAGCUGGUAGAGCAUGGCGCUUGUAACGCCAGGGUAGUGGGUUCGAUCCCCAGGACCACCCAUACGUAAAAAUGUAUGCACACAUGACUGUAAGUCGCUUUGGAUAUAUAUUAUAUUAUUAUAACAACUCUAAAUCGCUUUGGCACAGUAGGCAUCAAGUCACUUGCAGAUUGUGUUGCAUGCAACGUUUCAAAGAUCUAUCAUUUCCAUCUAACACAAUCAAAGUUAACAUAAGCCCUAGAUGCCUUCAAUUGCCCAAAUUAUAGGCAUGCCCAAUGUAGGCAUAUUUUUUUAACGUGUUGUUGCACUCCAAAGGAACUGGAAAUAACAUGAUGUAGGUAAUUAAAUAAUCUAAGGAGAAAAAAAAAGUAUAUUACCCUAGUGGUUAUAAGUAUUUAGGCAUGUCAUGUGAAAUAGGCCUCAAGUUAAAUCACUUUCAAAAGCGUAAGAGAUACUGUUGCAUGUAGGUGUAGAUUAUUAAUGGAUUGAUCAUAACAAAACUGAAAUAUAAAAAUCAACUCCAAAGCAAUUGCAUGUGGCCAGGGUUGUGGGUUCGAUUCCCACGGGGGGGCCAGUAUGAAAAAUGUAUGCACUCCCUAACUGUAAGUCACUCUGGAUAAGAGUGUCUGCUAAAUGACUAAAAUGUAAAAUAUAAAUGCUAUAUAAAUGACGUCAGAGCUCAGGGUCUCCACUUCACGGCUCUGUAGCGUUUUGACUGACAGCUGAUCUGAACUUGAGCACCGCACGCAACAAGAAGUCCCCCCCCCCCCAUCCCCCCCAUCCCCCCCCCCCCCCAUCCCUCCCACUAAUUGGGCAACUUUAGCACAUUUUUUGUCUUAGUGAGGGAAAUGCUGUAAAUUAAGAGGACUCAAUGUAUUUUUCGAAAGAUGAGAUGUUGAGGAUGAUAAUAAAUACUGCUUUGAUGUCAUAUGAGCCAAACACCCGUUAAUCCAAAUGUGCACUUCACAUUUCCAUAUCAUAAAACUCAUGUCAUAUACAGUGUCAACGUUUAUGAUCACCAUUUGAUCCAAGAUGACAUGGUGUCAUUCCCUGGGUUGUUCUGAACAGAAUGAGCCUAUGUUUCUUUAUGUAAGGAGUUUUCCGCGGCACACGCACCUGAAUGCACUCAUGACUCCUUUCUAUGUGCUCCAAAAUGAUUAUAUUUUUCCCUGAAUUGUAUUGUGAAAGCUGAACACAAAUAUCAUAUUUUAUAACUUAGCUAGUCAUGUUGGCAAUAGAACAAGCUUUUAAAUUAUGCCUACCUGACCCAGAUUGUGAUUUUAUGAUGGACCGUUUUUAGAUCGCAUAAACAUCAACAGUCGUUCUGUGAUUGUGGGGAUGCAGGGUUGUGUCCAAACAAAACAACUACUAGUGCGUUUGCCCUAGUUCCUAAAUGGUCCAGCUAUGAGAGCAAAAAAGCACUUUAUAAUUGAAGAAUCUUCUUUGAGCCAUAAAAGUGCAUUUAAAUUACUUCAGAACAAAUUCUUAUUUACAAUGACGGCCUACACCGGCCAAACCCGGUUGACGCUGUGCAAAUUGUGCGCCGCCCUAUGGGACUCCCAAUCACGGCCGGUUGUGAUACAGCCUGGAAUCGAACCAGGGGGUCUGUAGUGAUGCCUCAAGCACUGAGAUGCAGUGCCUUAGACCUUUCAGUUUAGCCCUAUCCAUAUAGGCCAAUUCCCACGAGUGUAAACGGGUUAACUGGUUAGGACAGCUCAAGAGGUCUCCUAAAUAUCUGUCUACAAGGUGAGACUCUUAUGACAUGCAUAGCUUUUAUUUUUACCCAUAAGAGUAAAAUGUCUCUCCUCAGAACUUAUGACCAAUUUUCUACUCUGAGGCGUGGAUACGGGCCCAGCACUCCUAUUCCGAGAUGGUUGUUGAAUACGGGUCCUGAUGAGUGCUGCUGAAAGGUGUUAGUGUCAAGAUGCCCCACAGAGCAGGUGGAUUAUGGUCCUAUACUACACUUCCCAGGGGGCAUAGUGUUUGGAACAGGCAACCUUAGAACUAACACACACAGAUUAAUUAAUCAAAUUGUAUAAGGGUGUCUGUUUCUUCUUUAGAUUACAGAGUUAUGGUUUAUAGCAUUUUUUUUUUUUUUUUUUUGAAUUCUCUCAUGAGUUGAAGUUGCUCUUUCAUUGUCCCUGUCUGGUUGUACCACCAGGUGGCAGAGUACCAUGUGAAGCGUUGUCUGGAGGCUGGCUUGUGGACUAACAAAGAAGGGAGAUGGUCCAAGGAGGAAGUUACUUCAGAAACAGACGACCUGCGCAUGAUGGAGACAUAA